Molecule: messenger RNA, 433 nt
Organism: Staurois parvus
Lineage: Eukaryota; Metazoa; Chordata; Amphibia; Anura; Ranidae
Source: the annotation of a GenBank genome assembly
GGUGAUCGGUGGUGCGCUGUGUCCCUUGGAUCAACGCAAAGAGCCGAAAAUGUCGGCUCGGUCAUGUGAUCAGCUGUGUCCAAUCACAGCUGAUCACAUCAGUGCCAUCUGUCAGUGCCCAUCAAUGCCAGCUGUCAGUGCUCAUCAAUGCCAGCUGCCAGUGCUAUGCAGUGCCACAUCAAUGCCACAUAUCAGUGCCUACCAGUGCAUAUCAAUGCCACAUAUCAGUGCCCAUCUGAGCUGCCUUUCAGUGUCACCUAUCAAUGCCAGUCAGUGCCACCUAUCAGUGCUGCCAACCAAUGCCACCUAUCAGUGCCAGUCAGUGCUGCCUAUCAGUGCCAGUCAAUGCCGCCUAUCAGUGCCAAUCAGUGCUGCCUAUCAGUGCCGCCUAACAGUGCCGCCUAACAGUGCCAGUCAGUGCCGCCUAACAGUG